AUGGCAACCGGAUUAGAGGCCCUUGGCGCUGCCAGCGCUGUUAUCCAGUUGAUCUCGUUUGCCGGGAGCCUCGUCUCCCUGAGCUUCAAGAUUUACGAUGGCGUACCUACGCCCGAGAACGAGCUUGAGGAGUACUCGACCAAGAUGAUGGAGGCGGCACGUCGAGUUCAGACUCGUGGCAAGCAAGCGGCUCAGGGAACCCAGGUCGGCGACCAACUAUCUAAAGUCUCACAGGAGUGCAUAGAUGCAGCUACAGAGCUGAGGAAAGAGGCUCAAACGCUUACCAAGCGAUACCAAAAGGGCAAAAUGUUCAAGGCUGUCUAUUCUGCUCUCCGCGCGGAAAGCCAUAAGACCAAGCUCAAUCAGUUGAACGAAUCGCUCGAGAAAUGCAAGGAACUGAUGGAAACAGAGCUGCUAUUGAAGAUAUGCGACCAGGACACUGCCAUAGCACAACAACAGUCCCAAGGAUUCCGAAGUCUGGAGGUUGAUAUCCAGAACCUCAUUCUCAAGAUUGCCGAAGGUUAUACCAGGGUAGAGCAACUGGUUUCCAUCGAAGCCCAAGCCACACGGGAUGCCAUCAACACUCACGUUACCUCCGAGUUCAAGGCUUUAGGCAUCAGGAGUAUUUCGGACAACCAGCGUCAAAGACUCUUGAAAAGCCUCAAGCCGGAAGAAAUCAGAGAAAGAUAUAACGCCGUGCUGCCACCAUCGGAUGCUUGUUUCGAAAGAGUCUUUGCUUCAUAUGAACGUGUUUGUCGCAACGACCCCGGAUACAAACCCUGGAAAGGGUACGAGCAAACAUUCAGCCAUGAAAGCGAGGAUGACAGCCAUAAUUACAGUAUCGGCAACGCAAGGGAAAAAAAGAAGGUUGACGACAUUGAUCUGAUAUGGGAACGGUUUAGCACCUGGCUGCAGUCGGACGAUAAGCUGUUCUGGAUUCGAGGAAAGCCAGGGUCCGGGAAAAGCACAUUGAUCAAGUUCGUUAUCAACAACGACAACACCAAGCGUUUACUUGGCUCUUGGCACCCAAAUACUAGACUUCUUUCGCAUUUCUUCUGGAAGAUCGGAAGUGAACCUCAGAACAGCAUCAGAGGCCUGUUGUGUUCCUUGCUUUACCAUCUUCUAUCGGAAGAUGGCGAUGCCAUCGACAAAGUAUUGCGAGAGUUUAGGUUCUCUGAAUCGAAAGACUUUUAA
Molecule: messenger RNA, 1194 nt
Organism: Fusarium musae
Lineage: Eukaryota; Fungi; Ascomycota; Sordariomycetes; Hypocreales; Nectriaceae
Exons: 2
Coding region: 1-1194 (397 amino acids)
Source: RefSeq, a predicted model, not a curated record